Messenger RNA from Schistosoma bovis, 1316 nucleotides. The record is from the annotation of a GenBank genome assembly. Lineage: Eukaryota; Metazoa; Platyhelminthes; Trematoda; Strigeidida; Schistosomatidae.
GUAACGUUGAGGUUCCCUUUUAAAAUGUUACCUUUGAGGUCGUAUAAUUCUGGUGUUUUAUUAGGUAACUGGUGGGAGGAGAGAAUAUUAGAAAAAGAAGAAAAGUCUGCGCGCUUCAGUAAAAAUGAGGAUAAGGUGUCAUCUACACACUUUCUCAGUUUACUCACAGAAAGUAAUCCUACUAUGAUUCAAUGCUCAGCGAUGCCGUCAGAUGGAUAUUUGCGUUUUGGGUCUAAUGUUCAGAUAUUAAAUCCGGGAUCAUCUCCAUAUUACGUAAAAUGUGGACUUGCGCCCACACGCCCACCUUAUGCUCUUGGACUUUCGAUAGAUAUCUCAUGCAACUUAACUUUGGAACUUUCUAAUUCCGAUGACAAUAUUUUUCAGUCGUUGGGAAGAAACGGUCUACUGAGUGUUACCGCAUCAAAGAAUGUGCAGCCUUCUGCAAAAAAUGUUUUCCGGAUAUUCUGUUUACACGAGAGUCAAUAUGGUCGAGUAAUUCGUUAUGGUGAACCAUUUGUGUUUGGAUUACAGCCGGAUAUCAUCUCAUCAAAAUGUAAUGCUGCACUAAAGAAAAAGUUAAAUACAGAUCAAUGCUUAUAUUUGGCUAGUGAUUUACAACACCUAGGUGAUCAAAAUUUACAGCCAGGUGCGCAAAAUCUAUACUUCGAAGUUGGGAGACCAUCAUUUCUGUCUCAGUGGCGUUUAGAGUAUGAAGAUCCACAUUUACGUAAGGAGUUUGAAGGUAGGCCAGUAAAGUCUGACCAAAAUUUAAUCAUCAAACAUGUUCGAAGUAAUAAAGCUUUAGCCUUAGAACCAGGUUUUACAGCUCGAACACUAUUCGGACAAGAAACCUGCUUAAGCGUACGAACGUACUAUGAUUCCCAUAAACUGGAGCGUGAUGUCAAUGUUUGGAUGUUAGCAACAGCUAAACAACAAGGUUUAUCAUGUAUUUCAGAUGAACAAGCACCACACAAAGUUCUUGAAAAUACUUCUUUAGAAAGUGAUUAUGCAGCAGGAUCAAAUCUUAGCGAUGAAAAACGAGUUCAUUUUGAGCAGAAUACUGAUGCAUCUGAUGCUUGAAUAAUAAUAAUAUAAACUUUUAUUAUCUUAUAUGUGUUUAGUUAACUACUUAGAAGUUUAAAAGUAGUUAAACUGUGACAAACAAUUAUUCAUCAAUAUGUGUAGGCGAAAUUUUACAGUAGAAUACCUAUCAAUUCAUCAUCCCGUAUUAUCUGAAGUAUAAAAUACAAUUCUAAUUCAUGCACAUCAAAUCAACUGCUUUUGAAAUGUUUACUAAUAAAUAUUUCACAACAACC